AAAAAUUUGGGCAUGUUGGGUAAUAAGGAGCAGGUUGAUAAACAUGUUUAUCAUCUUCUUGCUAGAUGUUGUAAUCUAAACGAGAGAAAAUCGAAAGCUCUUGAGAUAGCAAAACUUUACCAUGGCGUCAGUGAAUUCACAACAGCUAAGAGUUAUGUUGAAGGUUACUUGGAGUUUAGACCCGAUUCUGUACCUGCGUACACUCUUUUGGCGAAAAUUCAGGAGGAUAUGGAUGAUUUAUUAGGAGCCUUAGGGACCUACAAGUCCCUUCGAACACUGACCAAUCUCGAUAAAAGCACUGCACUGCAUGCUUGUCUUCUGGCGCAGGAGUCACAAGAUAUUUCGGAAGUUGAGUUCUGGUCCGGUGUAGCACAAGACAUGUUUCCUUCUGAAAAAAUAACAUUUCUGUUAAAAGAAAAAGUCUUGACUCGCGGCGACAAGGUCCCAGAAUUGUUAAAACUUUUGGAAGCUCAGUUGCAAAAAGAUGAGAGUGAUUCCGAAGUCUGUAUUCGACUUGUUAACUUGCUUUGCAAGUCAGGAUCUAUUGUAGAUGGAUUCUCACGCUGUUUGAAUUGCAUUAAUGCUGGACGACAUAUCGGUAUUGCUGGCUGGUUUCAUAACUGCCUGAGUCUUCUGGAACCUGCGAAACUUUCCACCUCUAAAGCAGAACUACCUUUGGAGUCGUUAUGUUUGGUUCGUGCAGUUUGUUUGAUGGAGUUGAUUCGUGUGACAUCACAAACUUCCUGUUUGUCUGAUAUGCAUCAGUUACUCAUCCAGCUAGAAGCAGUCUCUAGUGAACUUAGUAAAUUACAGUCUAAAGAUUCAAGUAUCCUUAACGAAUUCGCUGUUAUUUGGCUUAAUUUCUAUGGUGGUGUUUAUGCUCAACGGCGUUUUAUGAAUAAAUGUACUGAGUCUUCAGAUUUUCCACACUUCCUUGCAUUCCACUUUUAUCAACGUGUAAGUAAUACUCGACAGCCCGAUGUUACACCUGCGUCUUCCAAUAUCUCUGCUUCACUUCGACAUCAUCUUCGUCGAGAAUGUUCUUCAAUUUGUACUCAGGCUACUUACCUGGUUCACUUAUUUUCAACUUCACUUAAUAAAACAAAACCUAAUAAGGAGAACGCGAUCAGCUUGAAUACGUUAACGUGGAAGGAGCUAAUUAGUUUGACUGAUGAGGUUGUGUUAUCUGAAAUCUCCACAUUGGAUAUAUAUAGUUUUGAUACAGAUGACCAGAAAUCAUCCAAAACCUUCGAAAUGCAUGGUUCCCUUGACGAAUACUUAACAUCCCCUGAUUGUUUAAAUCUUAUACUGUGGAUUUGUGCUCAACAGUUAUCAUUCUUGAAUGUAAGUGACGAGGAUUUUACUCUCAACUUGCCUAGACUGGAAUUUCUGCUUAAAUCGGUCAAAAAACUAUUUCCCAAGUUGGAGUUUUCUUGUCCAUCACCCGUUUUUGGAUCACCUUCUGAGCUUAAAUCUGAUUCAACCGCAAAUGUUGAUCAACUUUAUCAAAUCGACGUAAUUUGUUUUCUGAUCACCUGUUUUCUUCAUAUUUCUACACGAAGUCUUUCCAAAACAAACUCAAAUUACGCACAAUCUCUUAGGUCACAGUUAGCAUUUAACUCAACCAUUUCAGGUGUCGGACUCGAUUUUCUCUUCCUGCCUUUGUGUUUGAUACCUACUGUGCAACUUGCCACUUCUACACAGCGUUCAUGGUGGUCAUUACUUACCAAGAAUACAUUAGAAUUUAGUUCACAGAAUAAAUUGGAGGACGAUAAUCGUGCGUUUUUUCAGUGUGGUCUGAAUCAACUACGACUUAUAUUCCAUCCUACUCGCUGUCUAAAUUAUGAAGGUGGUAUUAUGAGUCCACCUUUUUUGUUUCGAGUUGCUCAAGGUCUCACUAAUUUAAUGAACUAUUGUUCAUUCAGUCGACUGGAAACUUUUGAAUCAUGGCCUUUACAAUACUGGUUAUUUGCUUUGAAGAAUCAUAUCUUAGGUUUUUCAACUGAACAAAGUACUCCAGUCAUUCAAUCACACAAUGCUUCUUUUUGUUCGGGUUACAAAAAAUUUGGCACCAAUCGUUGUUUUAGUCCUAUGGUGAAUCGAAAUAUGCAGUGCAAUAAAACAGAAUAUACUGGUUCUCAUAUCUUGUUUUUAAUACCGUCAAAUUACAACAGUUGGUGUGGUGUUUCAAAUGAUUCAAAAGACAUCUCUUCUUUAUGCAUUGAAUGGUGUAAACGGGGUUGGCUCUGGUGCUUAAAUACUAUUGAAGAUUAUUUUCAGACAGGUUGUGAAGUAAGCAAUAAUGAUAAAAAGCUUGUGAAAUUACUUAGUCGUUUAAGUGAUCAUGAUUCGUCGAUUUGUGACGCGACAGCCUAUUCACGUUUGAAUAAAAUUCUUGUUCAGUUGUCAAAAUCAAAUGAAUUUACUAGUCUUACAAAUACAGAAUCUCCAAGAAUUAAUCAUGAUCAACGAGUCAAAAGUCUACAAUCAGACCAAAAUUGUUUGCGAAUGUCACGAAAUACCUAUCCAGUAAACGAGUCUAAUGCUUAUAAUUCUAUUUCGUCAGUUCUCAGUAGUUCAGAUACAAAAGAAAUGCCUACUAUAGUUUCACCUAUAGUUCAAAUGAACAAUUCACAUCUUAAUUCAUGUUCUGUUACAACUAACAACAAAGAUACAGAACAUUUACAAGUGAAUGCAAUGAACAGUAUCAAUCAAAUUCAGACUCCUUCACAAACUUCCAUAUCACCUUCAUCGGUUAAUACUCCUAUUCGUUCAACUUAUAUAACAGCAGAAAAUCCUAACCAUAAUGUUAACUCAACUCUUACUUGUUCAUUAACAGAAUUUUGCAAAUCACUACAAAAUGCUACUGGUGUACCAUCUGUUAAUCAAAUGACAACAACAGCUUAUCGUCAGGAUUCUUGUCUAACUAAUCUAAUCAGUGUUUGGCAGACUUUAGUCAGUGGUCUGUCUUGUCAGUUAGCUGAAACAAAAGCUGAACUUACACGUAGUCGAGAGCUUAAUGAACAGUUAUCUAAGCAAUUAAAUGAGACUAGCAAACAGCUAUCAGAUGCAGUUAAUAAAUUUAUUGAAUUUGAAAAAAGUAAUCGAAUUGUUUCAACUAAGCCUUCAAUUGAUAUUACUGCACCACUAGGAGUUAAUAUGUUUGAAAAUCCAAUCCGAGAACUUUCAGUUGCUAUUAGUGAACUUCGUCAUUGGCUUCCAGAGAGUAUGGCAGCUGCUGCUUGUGCUGCUGUCGAUGCGCGCUUAACAACUUCUGUUCAAGCUCCUGUACCACCGUGUAGUCAGUAUCAAUUAUCAAGUCAUUCAGAAGUAUUAAUACAGUCAAAUAAUACGGCUAAAUCUGUCCAAGAAAAACCAAAGCUCAGUACUGUUAUUUCGUCACCCAAAUCAAAGGAUAAAGAUUUCGAACAAUCUCCUGAGGCUUAUGAACCAGAUGUACAUUUUACACCCGUCAUAGAAACACUUCCAGAUCUUGUUGAAUUGAAAAACGAAGAGGAAGAUGAACAACGUCUAUUUUGUGAACGUGCUCGUCUAUUCCAUUGGGAUAAGUCAAGUGGGAGUUGGAAAACUCGUGGACUUGGUGAUGCUAAAAUUUUAAAGAAUCCAAAAACUGGUAAAUGUCGCUUAGUUAUGAGACGUGAUCAGGUGAAAAAAUUAUGCGCAAAUCAUUUUAUUACUCCUUCAGUUAAACUAACUCUUUCAACGAAAGAUCAAAAAAUGGCUAUGUGGACAGUUAAAGAUUAUUCAGAAUCUAUGGAGGGUAUCGAUGAAUUGUUUAUGAUUCAAUUUAAAUCACCCGAAAUACUUAAUGAUUUUAGUAGAAUCUUCUCUGAAUGCACAAAAGAAACCAGUAUUGUAAAUACAUCCGUAAAGUUAAUAUCUGAUACUGUUAAUAAAUCACCAUUCAAAAAUGAUACUACUGUUGGUGUAAAAUCAUCAGGACCUGUGACAGAAAGUGUUCAAUCAACUUUGAAUGUUAAUUCUAAGCCAUUAAAAGUAGACAAAUCGAAAAACACUGUUCAAUCGACCAAACCGUCAUCGAACAUAGACCUGUCAAAGUUUGCUCCUAAAUUAGAUUCAUGGGAAUGUCCAACUUGUUUACUGUAUGUUGACUCGUCUAUUACUGUGUGUUCAGCAUGUCAAACUGCUAAACCGGGCUCUUCAGGAGAACAUUCAACUGUUACUUCUAAAUCUACUCUUUCAACAUCUUUAUUUGGUGGCAUUUUACAAAAUGCUGGUGGUUUUGUAUUUGGAAAUCCAAAAGGUUCAGAGUUCAUGACUACUACCACUAAUACUACUUCUACUACUACUACUAAUGCUAAUAUUACUGAUUCUGUUGCAAUAGUCACAGCAACAGUUACAACGUCAACAACACAUAAACCUAUAUUCAGUUUUGUUGCCACCUCUCCUAAGCAACUUACAAAUGUAUUUCCUUCUUUAUCAUCAUCUCAGACACCAGUAACAAAGUCGUUCCUUUUUACUUCUCCAUUCACUACGAACUCUUCUACAUGCGCACCAUCGAUCCCUACGUUUUCCACUCCUUUAACAUCCAGUGCGUCAGCUGACGAGAAGAAGACAGUUGCACCCAGUUCAGGAUUCACUUUUUCUUUUGGUAACGCAUUAUCUAAACUGAAUGAAACAAAUAAGCCAUCGACAGUUAAUUUUUCAACUCCCACUCUUAAUAGUAGUCAUCAUAACGACGAUAAUGAUGACGAUAAAGUCGAACUUCUAGAUGAUUCGAAGUUGACAUUUAAACCUGUGCUUGAAGUUAUGCCACAAAAGAUUGAAGUUGUAACCGGAGAAGAAAAUGAUGACGUUAUAUUUUGUCGUCGCGCCAAACUUUAUCGUUGGGAUAAUAACACUUGGCAUGAACGUGGAGUUGGUGACUUAAAAUUACUUCGUUCUACGAUAACUGGUGUAAUACGUUGUUUGAUGCGUCGUGAUCAUGUUUUGAAAGUAUGUUGUAAUCAUGUGAUCGGAGCUGGUAUGCAUUUAAAACCCAUGAACACUGGAGGUGGUCGUGCUUGGAGUUGGUGGGCUAUCGAUUAUUCUGAGCAGUCUGAUGAAGCUAACAAAACGACCGAAACUGACUCAUCUGAUUUGGUUGGUGGGGGUAAACGUGAGACAUUUGCAGCUCGUUUUAAGCUUACUGAGGAUAGUGAUGAAUUUCGAUCACUUUUCGAGGAAGCUGUUCAAACGGCUGAGAACCGUGCCAAAACAUCUCAGUCAAGCGAAAUAAAACUGUCGAAUAAACAAACAGUGGAUCUAGAUCAAAAUGGUGAUGAUACGGACUCUGAUGUAGUUGUCGUUGAACUUCCUUUAAAGGUCUCAGAUGAUCAAUUAUCUAGGGCUCGUAGACUUAAAUUACCUGAUGAAUUUUACAGUUUUGAAAAUGGUCACAUAACUGGUGAAUCAGAGCAUCUUACAGCACGAGAAGAAGCCGAAGAAGAUGCACUAUUAGAAGCUGCUGUAAAAAGUAACAGAGACAGUGGUACUACUACUACUACUACUACUACUACAGAACAUUCAGAUAGUGAUUCUACUGUUAAACUCACACCGACUUCUAAACAGCAAAACGUAACUACCGAGGUUCAGUGUACAAAAGCAGUUACAGCUUCUUCAUCGUCUUCCAUGUACAUCCCACAAGCCAAGGGUUUAAUUAGUUUUUCAACGUUGAGUAGUGCUGCCUCUAAAGACAGUCAACCAACAUGGGGUUCACCGAAUAAUGCUCCAACAUGGAGUAAUGUAGGUGCACAACUAUUUACUAAACCUGUCAAGGCAGCAACUGAACAAGAUGACGAAGACACAUCUGACACAGAAAAUGAUCCUCAUUAUGAACCGAUUGUUCCAUUGCCAAAACUUGUUGAGGUCAAGACUGGAGAAGAAGAGGAGCUUUGUAUUUUCCUUCGACGUUGCCGUGCCUACCGUUAUGUUGAUAAAACCUGGAAAGAACGUGGCAUCGGUGAAAUCAAAGUUCUUGUACAACCUCGUACUAUGCCUACAGAUGCUAAACACUUUGGACCACGUGAUGUAGUCCCUCUAGAAUAUAAAUUGACUGACAUUGGACGUGCACGUAUUUUAAUGCGUCGUGAUCAAGUUUUAAAAUUAUGCUUAAAUCAUCCUAUUAGUCAUGAAAUACCAGUGUUAAAACCAAUGGGUAAUAUGUCUAGUGGUAAUAGUCUAUGUUGGGUUGGUGAAGACUAUAGUGAAGGUUCAGCUAGCCUGGAAACAUUAGCUGUUCGAUUUAAGCUUGAUACAGAUGCUGAGGAAUUUAAAGCUGCAAUCUCACGAGCACAAGCAGCGCUAAGUGAUUCAUAAUUUCAGCGAGUAUUAUCUUCUCCUUGGAUAAAUUUCUUUCGUGAAUGUUUUCAUGACUGUUCAAUUAUAAGAAUGUCUUAAUCUUAUUCAUUUACCAUCUCUUAUAUAUGUUAUUGUAUUCUCGACUCUCUCGAUCAAUGUACAUCAUUAAAUACUACUUACAAUAUAAAACUGGUCAUAUAUACCUAUGUUUUGUAAUAAAAAAAUAUAACAUAGAUUUAUCAUUUGUCUUCCCUCUUUUUUGUUGUUGGUUCUAUCCCCAUUUCAAAUCCAACCGAUAAAUAAAUUACUAAUAUACAAUUAGAUUUUAUUUCAAAGGAAUAAUAAAACUGAGUAGAUUAUCAUCAUACAAAGGUUACAAAUGUUAUUUAAUAAUAGUUCGAUCAAUUGUUUGUUCAUGAAGUUGUAUCAAUCGAGGAAUUAGAAUAGAUUCAAUUUCUUGUGAUAUGAUUUGCCGUUUAUUAAUUUCAUCAAUAUUAUUCUCCAUAUUUAUAUGUUCAACAAUUAUGUCCUGUGUAUUGUUCUGUUUAAAUACUAACCAUACUUCUUUUGAUCUGGUUUGUAAAAGAUUAGCAACUAUCACAUUGGGAUUGUACAUUUCAAGGGAUUGUUUUGCUUUAACUAAUAACAGUCGAUGAUCUGUUUCAAGCUCAAAAUAAAUAAAUACAUUUAUCUCAACAUUUUAUAAGAAUUAUAAACAAUAUUUUCACAAUAAACCAGUUCAAUGCUAGGCUUAUAUUAAUUUCUACAUAAUACUGUCAUGAACGAGGAUACAGGGUGGGGACAACCAAAUGUAUUUUUAAUUAAAAAAAAACAGAAUGUCUUUGUUUUAUUACGAUCACUGGUCAGUUUCUCUAGAUUGUGAUCAUUUUAUUCCGGAGUUAAACUAGUUAACUGGCCUGUUAAUAUUGUGUAGUUGCUCGAACGUGAUUUGGAUUUUGUAUUUGUAUAGAUGCCGUGUUGAAAGCGUAAAUGAGCAGUUUGUGGUGGGGUUGUUUAAUUACUCAACUUCACAAUUGAUUGAUCACUGGGUGGUGAUCAAUGUCAUGCUUGUCUAGUCCUUAUUAGUGCAGAUCGAAUGCUAUCGAUCAUGUUGCAAUGUGGCCACCAGUCUAGGUGACUCGACACUGCGGGCACUAUGUAUUGAGAUUUAGAUGGUGGUUGUAGGUAGUCAACAGGAAACCCUGGACCCGGGUUUCGUGCCACUUGGCACUCGUCAGCAAGGCGUACCUGUAAUCUUGAGGGAACUGGUGCUCCCUGGCGGAUUCGAUCUCGUGUCACCCAGCUUCACAGUCAGAGACGUUACCACUGAGCUAUCCCAGCCGUGACUGACCUCAACUUCCACUUAUUAGAUUUUAGUCUCUGAUACCACUUCAUCUACCUAAAUCUAAUCAAUUGGUUAGUCCUUGUAGUUGAAUAGUGGCUUGAAUUUUGGUUACACCAUUUAUUUUUGGUUGUAGUAUUGCUAGCCUUGACAUAAAGGAAUGUAACUAAAGGCUGACUGUAUUAACACGUAAUUGGUGAAUGAGUAGCGUUUGCAUCGUAGUACUUGCAAUCAAAGGAAAUUUGUCAAAGCGAUGUGAUAUGUAUCAGUAAAAUACAUUUCAACCUGAUCACACGUUUGGUGUUGUGUUAUCUGAGCUGGUCGAUUGAAUUAUGAAGUUUUCUUUGCUUAACUAGACAACUUGUCAUCAAUACAUAUUUCAAAAGGCAGUGAGCUAUUGGAAUUUUUUCACAAUCGAUUAAUAGUUCGUUAUUCUGUUGACAUGGAAUCCGGAAGGAUUGUUGUCCAUUAUUAUAUGGACGUUGUUUGCUUGCAAACAACUUAAUACAAAGUUUUGGUUGUGAUAUUUUAUCCGAGAAUUCAAUAAGUUAGCAUUAAUUCACUACAGUUUAGAUUUUACAGGGAAAGCUCCUAAAAAAAAGCAUCACCUUUUUUAGUACAAUAAUCAGAUGCCUUAGUAGCUUAGUUAUGUAUAUCAUCGCUAAAUAGAAGACUACAUCCAGUUUGGUACAUACAAAUUAUCACAUCAAUCUAUCAAAAUUAUAAGGUGUGUAAUGAACUUAGAAAACAGGCAUAAGUUAUUCAAAACUGUAUAGAUUUUGAGAAAUAAGUAACAGAAUAUUUACUUGUAAAUAAAUCACAUUUUUAACUAAUUAUAAAUUAAGGUCAUUUUGAAAUGUUCCAUAGUGAAGGCAAGUAUUGGUAAAGCAAGAGUGGCAUUCCUACAGUUGAAGAACAUAUGGAAUUCGAAAUAACUGUCAAACAAUAUCAAAGUCAGAAUCUUCAACACGAACACGAAGAUAGUUCUGUAGUACGGAACAUGAUGAAGAGCGAGUACAAAUCAAAUCUAGGUUAAUCAAAUGUCUAAUGGACGACUGUGAACAGUGGUGGGCAACGAAAGCAAAAGAGAUAGAAAAGGCGGCGGCUAUAGGGAACACAAGACAGCUCUACAGACUAAUAAAAGAAACUGGAAUUAAUAAGUCAACUGUAAGUCAGACUAUUUCGGAAAAAGACGACACUCUCAUCUGCUCCCAGUCCGGACGUUUAGAACGAUGGGUGGAACAUUUUAGAGAACAUUUCAGCUGGACUUCGGCUACUCCACAACUACCCACCAUUCCCAGACAGCCUGAAUGGAACAUUGAAGUAGGUCCCCCAACUCUAGCAGAAGUUCGAAAGACUAUAGUUAGUCUGAAACGAGGAGGAGCAGCUGGUUCAGAUGGAUUGGCUCCAGAGGUCUUCAAGGAUGGUGGUCCCAUUUAAGUGCUUAGGUUGACUAAGAUUUUAGCUAAGAUCUGGGAGUUGGACGUAAUCCUAUCUGACUGGUCACAAUCACUUAUCGUCCCAAUUUAUAAGAGGGGGUUAAAAUCAUCCAUAGAGGGAUUAGUUCAACUAAUAUAGUAUAUAAAAUACUAGCUCCGAUGAUUAUCGGACGCCUAACUAAGACUCGUGAACUGCAAACUCAAGAAAAUCAGACUGGCUUCAGACAUGGCCGUGGCUACAUCGACCACACAUCAUUCGUCAUGAUCUAGAACCCAGGCGUACUUAUCGACGUCCGACAAUGGUGGUCUUUCUUGAUUAAAAAGCAGCAUUUGACUCCGUAGACCGCGAGAUUCUGUGGCAGUGUCUGUCAUUGAAAGGUGUACCUCAGAAGUACAUAAAGCUUGUGAAGGCUCUUCACUCGAACACUACUAGUCGAGUCAGAGCUUAUGGAGAACUGUCAUCUGCUUUUGCAACCUCAAGUGGUGUCCGUCAAGGCUGUCCACUUUCUCAAUUUUUGUCUGACUUCAUCAUAGAGCUGCUGAUGGAAAUAACGCUUUCGUCGACUGAAUUUUCAGGAAUUGAUCUUCCAGGAGAUCCAAUUAUCGACUUAGAAUACGCAGAUGAUAUAGUCCUGUUUGGUGAAGACGCUGAAAAAAUGCAGUCUUCUGGUGGCACUGAGCAACAAUGACAGGAUGUUACGGAUGCGUUUCUCUCUAUCUAAAUGCACGUUGUUGCUUCAGGACUGGUCUGCGUCAACACCUGAAUUAAGGAUAAUGAGUGAAGUAGUCGAAUGCAUCGACAACUUUACUAAUUUUGGAAGUCUGAUCAGCCCAGAUGAGUUAGUGUCUGACGAAAUCUCCGCACGGAUUCGAAAAACUUGUUUAGCUUUUGCCUAAGGGACGAGUAUACUGCGCGGCAGUUCGUUCUGUUCUAAUUUACGGCCGCGAAACGUGGCCAUUAAGAGUAGAAGAUACUUGUGAGCUACUAGUGUUUGACCACGGAUGCCUUAGAAAUAUUGUUGGCGUCUGCUGGGAUCACCGGGUAAGUAAUAGUGAGGUUCGAUGCAGGGUAUUAGGGAAUGAUGGUAAAUCAGUUGAUGAGGUUGUGAAUUUUCACUGACCGAGAUGGUCUGGCCAUGUGUUACGCAUUCCCAACCACCGAUUACCACGACGCUCAAUGCUGACUAGUGCUGGAGAUGGUUGGAAGAAAGUUAGAGGCGGCCAAACCAAAACGUGGCAUCAGUGCUUGAAGACACUAACUUCUGAUAUGAGCCAUGUUGGUAUAUGCAAAUUACUUGGUUGGGGUCCGCGUGACUGUCGUGGCCAAUGGCUGGAGACUCUGGGUGAAAUGGCUCAGAAUCGAUCGUCUUGGCGUGGGUGCAUACACUCUUUGUUUUCCUUUAGACUGAGAUUAAAAUUGCUUUAUACCUUUAUUUCUACGAACUAGUACACAAUCUUUCUUUUAUAUAUUACUACCAUUGCAGUAACUACUAUGAAUUCGAUGUUCGUCUUGUUGUGCCAGUGUGGUGUGGCAACUUGGACCGAUGUGUAUAUGUGCUUGGUCCUGCGUUGUUGCUUUUGACUGAUUGACUGAUGGACGUGAAACCUGAAGAACUACUACAACCAUCAUCUGAAAAGUGUAGGUAUUUAUAAACAUUUGUCUACACAGGCUGAUACAUAUCUGUUGGGCAAAUACCAUCAGAAAAAACCUACUGUGGGAGAGAACAAGCGUGAUUCCAGCUGAAGAAAAAAUUACAAGAGGCUGGAGGUGGAUACAAUACAUGUUCUGGAAAUCAUUAAACUGCAUCACAAGACGAGUCCUGACUUGGUAAAACGAAAAGAGGGAGACUAAAGAAAAUAUCACUCCGUUAUUUGGAGGUAACACUUGGUGACAACUGUAAAGGAUUUCCCAGGACAGACUCGGUUGGAGAAUCCUGGUGGGCGGUUUAUGCUCCACCACGAAUAGUAUCAGGUACUACUUUGUGUAAAAUUUAAUAUUAAAUACGAUUACACAGCUUUAGUAAGUGACAUUGUCAAAUACAAAAUGAAUUUUUCGAUUGAGAUCAUGAAUCGAUUGAUGUUAGACUACCAUAGGAAAUCUGGAAGCGCUGGAUGGCUGCUUCAUCCAAGUAUGAGACUAUUCAGCAGUGCGCAUCCACGAUCCUGCAUGUGAGAUUCAGAAAAAGGAUGUUCUGUCUCGCACUCAAACGUUUAACCUCUAGACCACUGAAUUAUCUUCAUUAUGCCUGAUAAGAAACCCAUUUUAAAAUUAUAAUCCACCGGGUAAAAAAUUUAAACAACAAUGAAUAAUAAUAAAAACAUGCAAUAACUUGACAAUAUACUGCUCACCAUACAUAGUAUAUUCAUUGAAUAUUGAACUUAAAAACUGUACAGAAUUCUCUUUCAAUUGUAAUUUAUUAUCUUGUGGAUUAAACAUGAACCAAUUAAAUAUUUCGAUGUUAUUUUGGUUACUAUUAUUAUUAUUAUUAUUAUUAUUAUUAUUAUUAUUAUUAUUAGUAGUAGUAGUAGUAGUAGUAGUAGUAGUAGUAGUAGUAGUAUUAGUUAAUUUGUUUGAAUCCACCUCUUUGGUACACUUUUGUUGUUGUUCUUUUUCUUCUUCUCGGUGAUAAUUUUGUUGUUGAUUGGUUAAACGAUGUAAAAAUGGUAGUAAAGAACCUUUACGAUGAAAAUAUAAUACAGCAUAAUUUGAGCGUAGAAAAUAUUCGGCAGAAAGUGCACCUCUUAAAC
Schistosoma haematobium is the source of this 11850-nucleotide messenger RNA. It is a transcript of the gene RANBP2, whose product is annotated as E3 SUMO-protein ligase RanBP2. The transcript is spliced from 23 exons. Bases 757 to 6339 code for a protein of 1860 amino acids. The record is from RefSeq and is a predicted model, not a curated record. Gene Ontology annotation, biological process: intracellular transport. NCBI's taxonomy places the organism in Eukaryota, Metazoa, Platyhelminthes, Trematoda, Strigeidida, Schistosomatidae. Gene Ontology annotation, molecular function: GTPase activator activity. Gene Ontology annotation, cellular component: nuclear pore; cytoplasm.